Messenger RNA from Triticum urartu, 2843 nucleotides. RefSeq names its product cytochrome P450 89A2. Lineage: Eukaryota; Viridiplantae; Streptophyta; Magnoliopsida; Poales; Poaceae. Gene Ontology annotation, molecular function: iron ion binding; heme binding; oxidoreductase activity, acting on paired donors, with incorporation or reduction of molecular oxygen, NAD(P)H as one donor, and incorporation of one atom of oxygen. Gene Ontology annotation, cellular component: membrane. The record is from RefSeq and is a predicted model, not a curated record.
AUGCUUAAAUUACAUACAAGUGGGUUGAUAUAACAAUUCUAUAUAAACAAUUCAAAAAAAGAAAAAGCUACACUACACAAGGAAGCUUCAUAGGUCUGUAUACCCGAGACACUUUAUAUAGAUAUGUUUUCUGAUGCCUUUUCUUAUAUUUGUACUUUGUACAAGUAUUGGCGCUGCUUAAUACAGGACAUGGUCACCCGAAUCAAAAUUAGGUGAUGAUGGUGAUAUGUGCAUCAGAUGUCACUAAUAACGUUAGUUGCACGUAGUACUAGCUUAGCUAGCUAGGCCGUCCUCUAUCUACAUAUAUAAAGGUAGACGUAUAGACAUAGACACACACGAGAAGUGAUGCAGUGGUCUGUGGCCUAGACACCGCCCGGCCUAAACCAUCAAUGGAGCUCGUUGUGCUUCUUGUCGUUGUUCUCUUGGGCUUCUCCGUCUUGAUCCGUCGUAGCAGCCGGCGUGCCCCUGCACCUCCAGCUCCGGCCGUCCUCCACAAGAUCAGUGACCCUGCCGUCGCCCACCGUGUGCUCGUCGACAACGCCGACGCCUUCUCGAACCGCCCAGUCCUUCCCUUCUUCGUGGAGCUGGCAAAGAGGCGCGGUGGCCAACGCAACGAGAACAUAAGCACCGUGCCCCACGGCCCGCACUGGCGUGCUCUCCGGUGCAACAUCACCGCCGAGACCCUCCACCCGUCGCGCCUUGGGCUUGGGCACCUCGCGCCGCUGCAGCGGGAGGCCAUCCAGGACCUCGUCGCAGCCCUGCAGUCCACCGGCGCCGGGGCAGGCCUCCGAGACCACCUCCGGGCCGCCGUCUUCCGGGUCAUCGCGCGCCUGUGCUUUGGGGACGGAGUCCACGAGUGCCAUGUGCGUGCCGUCUGCUCCCAGGUACAUGGCUUACAGGUCGCCAUUGGAGAGGUCAACCCCUUUUCUGGCCCCUCCUUGCUAGCCAAGCUCGCGGUGUGGAGGUACCAGCGGCAUCUCUUGGCCUUUCAUGCCCGGAUCACCGACCUGUGCCUCCCUCUCAUCGCGGCACGACGGCGAGGACCACACGACGACGACCUCUGUCGUCCGUACGUCGACACACUCGUACAACUCCGCGUCCCCGACGACAAGCACGGUGGCCGGCGCGCUCUUAGCGACGACGAGAUAGUGGACCUCGUGUUGGAGUUCCUCGGCGCGGGCUCAGGAUCGUUGGUGGUGUGCCUCGAAUGGACUCUCGCUCACCUCGUAGUCCAGCCGGAGGUCCAGAAAAAGCUCCGGCGUGAGGUCGACGGUGAGGCCGCUGAUAGGAGCCAUCUGAUCCGUGGCAUGCCGUACCUGCAUGCCGUGAUUCUCGAGAGCCUCCGCAUGCACCCGCCGGCGCCGGUGGCCCUGCGUCACGUCCAGGCGGCCGAAGCCGCGAGGACGCUCGUGGGAGGAGGAACAACCAGCGACGUGACUGUGCUGUUCCUCCUAGGGGACAUGGGAAGGGACAGGAAGGCGUGGAAGGACCCCGACGAGUUCCGGCCAGAGCGGUUCCUGGCCGGCGGCGACGCCGAGGGCGUCGGCCCUCUGCCGGGGCGCAAGCAGACGAGGAUGAUGCCGUUCGGCGCGGGGCAUAGAUUCUGCCCGGGCGUGGGUCUCGCGAUGGCUACCAUGAAGUGUUUCUUGGCUGCACUCGUGGUUGAGUUCGAGUGGGCGCCGCCGACGAACGCCGCCGUGGACCUCACAGAGCUGGAUGGCUUCUUGAAGACGAUGAAGAAGCCGCUGUCCGCAUGUCCCACGCGACUACGAACUCCAUCAUCCUUCUGAAAUCAAAACUGCUCCCCUCAGUUCCUAAAUAGUACUCCCUCCGUCCCAGAAAAGUUGUCUCCGCGGCACUUUUUCAAAAAAACCCUUCACGUUUGCCCGACCAAACCCGCACUCCCCCUCCAUCUUCCUCCGAGGCUCCGACACCGGCCGACUCCAGCGCUGCGCAGCUCCUCCGCACCACCGCGCCGAGCAGCUCCCCUGCGCCACCGCGCCGCGCCGCGCAGCUCCGCCACGCCGCGCCGCCGCACAACCCCCCCCCCCCCCCCCCCCCCCUCCACCACUGUACCGCGUUCCCCCGUAGCUCCCCCGUGCCGCACAGCUCCUAAAAAUCCCCCCUUGCCCCGCAGUGACGACGGCGAGGGUUCCGGGCGACCAACCCUAGCUGAGCAGCCGCGGCGUGUCGGCGGCACCGUGCUCAGCUUCUCACCACUGGUCGCGCUCAGCUUCUGACCAGUGGCCGACUCCGCCCCGUCCCUAGUUGCUCGAGGUCGACUCCUCCAUGCCGGACGCCGCCUCGCCCACACCGCUUCGCCCUCACCGCCGUACGCCGCCUCGCCCUCGCCGCAGAACCUAUGUGUAGCUGCAGCAUACAGGCCAGUUCAUCAACUGCUCGAAGAAGAAAAGAAGAUAGCAUUUCCUUGCCUUUAGCAUACAAGCCAGUUCACUUAAUGUCCUCUCGUGCUAUAUUUCUGAGAAUAUCCAAGUUUUUACUUAUCACUUUGCUAGCAUUCACAAGUCUAUUGAAGCGUGCAUGUCUUUCUAAUGGAGUGUAAAUGUUCAAUGUUUUGGAGUAGUUGCGAGAAAUCUUUUGGUUUUCGAGUGUUCUGGCUAGGAUGAUACAGUACCUAGCAAUUCAUGAUGGAUUAUGGAAGUAAGAGUACAAAAAUUUAGUUUACUCUCUUUGAUUCAUGAUGGCCCUCUUGUUCAAGUAAAGCAAGAAGAAUACAAAAUUCAGUUUACAAAAUUCAUAAAUGUUGUGACAUGUUCAGACUGAAUUAGUAAUUCAGAAAUGUUCAGCACUGCCGUGUUUCAGUCUUCUUUUUCUACAGUUUA